AUGACCGAAAUCAGCAUGUUGCCGAGAAGCCUUGGAAACUGUGUAUUGCCUCCUCAGUGUCGACAUCCAGAGUAUCAGUCUUAUGAAUCCCGUCUCUCUUCAUUUACUGGCUGGCCGAGUUAUCUAUCUCAAACACCAGAAAGUUUAGCAGAUGCUGGAUUUUAUUGUACAGGUGUUGAAGAUCAUGUACGUUGCUUCAGUUGUGAUGGAGGGUUAAGGCGCUGGGAUCCUGAAGAUAUCCCGUGGACUGAGCAUUGCCGUUGGUUCCCAACAUGCCCUUACGCAAGGGAAAGAAAAGGCGAGGACUUUAUAGCUCUUGUCUUAGCUUCUUCGGCGUAUAAUCAGGAGAGACCAACAAAUAUUGAAGAAAAUGUUGGUAGUGAGGACCUGCAGGGAGCAAUGGAUCAGAUGACACUUAGAGAUCCAGAAUUAAGAGCUGCAUUAGAGGAACAUAAAACUACAUGUCUAGAAAUGGGAUAUGACAUUGCUGAUGUAAAUGUAGCUGUAUAUGAUUUAAGGAAUAUGGGAACUUUUACACCGAAUAUUGAACAGUUAAUUGACCGGAUAGAAGUUGUCAAAGAAAGAAAACAAAGUAAGGAGAUGACUCGACAAUUGGAGAAGCGUCAUCAAGAAACCCCUCGUGAAGAAAAUCAACGUCUUAAAAGCCAAGUCACCUGCAUAGCGUGUGGAAAGAAAAAUGUGAAUACUCCCAUAAAUACUAUUGUUAUGAACUACGGAAAUAACCCAGGUACUACAUGUACUAGUAUAUCGAGUGAAAAAAUACGAGUUGUUUCCCUUAUCUUCGAGUAAACUCGAUAUCUUUUACGCUAUAACAAUACAGAUUAAGCCGUUUUUAAACCGCUAGUUUGUUGUGAUUAAAAGUCCGAAUUAUUACAUUAAUUGAAAGCUUUGGUUCUUAGCUUUGUCACGGUAUAUAAUUCAACACAUCUUUUGACAUCAAAGUAUUUAAAUUAGCUAUUAAACCUACCAUAUGUCAGACCAUUUUACAUACGAUUUAUACAGUGAGAUACGCAACCGGUUAUCUUUACCCGAAAAACUACUGAUAAGAAUAGCCUGUCGAAAGUGUUUAUUUGUGUAUUGUUCAUUCCUCCCUGCACUCAUUACCAAGUAUGCAUGGAGUGCGCUACGCUUUUCACUCAGUGCCCUGUGUGCGAUAGACAGAUUCGACAGAAGAUAAGAAAAUAUUUAGUGUAAGACAAAUAUUGUGUCAGAACAGUUUCUAGUGGAAGACAAAUACUGUUAGACAAUGCAUUAUAAUAAUUGCACAAUCUGUGUCAGAACAAUGAUUACUUUACUUCAAGAGUAUAUAAAAUGUAUAAUAGUUUCUAUUUACAACUUCAAAACCUUCACAUUUGAAGGAAAUAAAUAAAUGGUGCAAUAUUGGACCAUGGAUGGCGUCAACCGUCAAGCAUUGUUUCUGGAAGAUCUCAUGCGUAAAUCAUAAUUGUUGGGACUUUUGCUUUUAUACAUGCAUUUAUAGAUUUUUCACAACUAUAAACAUCUGAUUUCAUGUAAAGAUACAUAAUGUUUAUUUUAGUUUUUAUUUUACUGAGUGUAAUUUAUAAUAAAAAAGCAUGGUGUC
Molecule: messenger RNA, 1603 nt
Organism: Ruditapes philippinarum (Manila clam)
Lineage: Eukaryota; Metazoa; Mollusca; Bivalvia; Venerida; Veneridae
Product: E3 ubiquitin-protein ligase XIAP-like
Exons: 6
Coding region: 1-810 (269 amino acids)
Biological process (GO): negative regulation of apoptotic process; regulation of cell cycle; positive regulation of protein ubiquitination
Cellular component (GO): cytoplasm; nucleus
Molecular function (GO): cysteine-type endopeptidase inhibitor activity involved in apoptotic process; ubiquitin protein ligase activity
Source: RefSeq, a predicted model, not a curated record